AUGGAGCACAUCUCCCUGACACCAGGACUUCAAAAUCCUUCGUCAGAGUUCACAACUCUGAUUGCAGCACCUUCCAUGGCGCAGAACCCCCAGCGCUCACAACUUGCCCAAGAAGAGGAUAUCUUUGGAUUCAAUCUCGAGUUGCCGCCAGAGGUAGCUUCAGCCGACAUUUCUAUUGCGCCUGACGGAGCAUUUGUGGAGACAUCUUCCGGCGCUGCUGCUCGAGAAUUGAAACGACGUUAUGAUCAAUAUAUUGGUGUUGGUAAGGAGCUUCGAUCUCCUUACGCCAUUACUGCCUUCGUAAAUCAACACGGGAAGCAAAUGUAUCGUGUGGGACUUCGGGAGCUCUCCGCACCAGCAGCCUCUGCUGAAGAUGCUGAACUACGCACUAAAUGGUCGAAUAUCACAGUUCCUAGUUCCCAGGUAUCUCAUCCGUACCCCCCUCAGACCAGACGUCGUUCCCGCAUGAGUGUGCACUCGUUUCUUCCUUCCUCAGUGUUCAAGAAUGGGACCAUGCUAUCGACAAAUGGAUCCCAUACUCCCGACGGUAGUCGCUCACCCCCCGUGAGGAAACUCAGAAAAACGCGAUCAAUUCCUAAUGUGCUUGGCGUCGGCGUUGAUGUCUCCAGCGGUUCUACUGCGCCUGGAACAAAUACUAGUCGACCCCAUGCUCACAGCGUCUCAAGUGCCGACAUUUUUCGACCUCCGUCCUCGGUAACUGAUGCUACAAACGUUCCGUAUGCUGACAUCUUCGCCGAUGUCAUGGCGUGGUCAGGGGCCCCGACUUCUCGUUUGUUGCAAGGCUCAACGACGUCUGUCCGAAGUUUGCGAUCUAUGGACAGCCGCUCAUCUACACACCCCAACGGACUACCGCCAGAAAUCAUUAUUCAGCCGUUUGGCCCUGGUGUAGCUUUUGAUUCUCCUUCAUGGAGGCCGGCUAUUUCGAAAUUGGCAUCGCCCCUCGGACUUCGAGAGAUGCAAUCCUUCGAAUCGGGAUUGACUGCUCGCGCAGAUACCCAGACACAACCGUCGCAGUAUGGCAGUUCUCGCCUCCAUCCUUCCGCGGACGAUGAGGCAUCUACGCCCCAUUAUUCCCCGUCGAAUGCGACUACUUCUCGCGACGACGUUCAAGAUAUAGGCCUUCCUCUAGAAGAAACAGCCAUGCAUUCUCCGUACUCCACAGAAGUUUUCGACGUAUUACAGACCUCACGUGGAUUGCCGGCUUUGGAUCGAAUAUCUGCUACUCACGAAGAAACAACCAUCAAGUUAUCCCUGAAGGCUGAUGAAAGCGCUGCCCCUCGUGACGACCCGCGAUUCGUCAUAUGGGGGGAGGUGGAGCCUGACCUCCUUGAUGAACCUGAAAAUCUCUCUCGCAGCAGCAUAACAGACCUUUCGUCAGGUAAUUCUGUCGUGUCUCAAAAGAGGAGUCUCAAGGAAAAAGGUCAAGCCAAGGAGAAGGGUCAUUGCGACAGUGUUCCUCCUCCAGAUUCUCCUUCAGACUGCCCGACGAAGAUGCUAGUUGCCGCCACGAUAGAGAGAUGGAUUGCGCAACUGACCAGCGAGUUGGAUUACGACGAGCUGUUAGUUUUCCUUCUCACAUAUCGAACAUACAUCUCGGCCAUGGAUCUCGGUCACCUUCUCAUCUGUCGCUUUCAUUGGGCACUGGGAGAGCCAACUUCCCUGCGCGAAGAGACGGCACGCCGCAUAGUUCGUGUCCGAACCUUCACAGCAGUGCGUCAUUGGGCCGUCUCGUUUUUUGACGCCGAUUUCGUGCCAAAUCGAGAGCUGCGAUUGCUAUUUGCAAAUUGGCUGAAUUCACUAGGAAGAGACCCAAUUUUACAGAGGCACACGGAUGCCAUGAAAAUCGUGCGCCAGUUGAAGAAGGUGUUCCUGGAAUGCAAGGAUCAGUACUUGCGGAGAAUCUUCAAGCACCCGGGGCAGAAGCUAGAACGUUCGGUCCCCCAAGUCCACGCCUUCGACAUGACCAGCGAUCAUUCUUCUAGGCCUCCCAAGCGAUCAGUAGAAGCUAGCCUAGACGACGCUGAUAUCAAUUUGGAUUUUGAUGUUCGUGUCUCGCGUGGAGAAUUAGACAUGGAUCGUCACAUAUCUCCUUCACGAUUGUCUACUGGUCCCCUGGAUCUUGCGACGCUUCGUCAACCACUGCACCUAGCAUUCUUACAGUACGGGAAGAAGGGCUCCACUGGCACAAGAUCAUCAGCUAUGGCUAGUCCCAUUCUGCUGCCGAUGCCUCAUAAUACGCUUUCUCGCGUCUUCGUGAACACGAUCGGACGACUUGGGCAAUGGAAACGAGUAUUGAAUUCACGCGCCACCGGGAGGACGGCUUUGAAUUGUCUUGAUGUAUCCGCAUUUGAUGUUGAAGCCAACGAAACUGGUGACUUGCUUCUAGUGCGGGGAGGAGUCGAACAGUAUUUGAAGAUGGUCGAAACUCAGAUGUCACAAGCUACGCUGAUGGAGGGACAUCCUUCCGCGGAUGUCUGUUCUCUGAAUGGCGGAAGUGAAGCCCCUCGCAAGAAUGAACCGCCUACCGAUCCGAUCACACCAAUCGUUUCUGAGCAAAAGCCUACCACUUCGGCAGAGGUGGACCCUGCAUCCGACACUCUCGAUGCAUCAUCUACACGCACUUCGACCUUUACCAUACUUUCAGGGGAAUCGAGCUCCGAUGCUGGGCCCGGCAUCCGCAAUGUGAAUAUGCUGUCCGACGAAAGGCUAGACAUCGUUUCAAUCGACGAACUCGAGUUCUCCGAUUUGUCAUCAAAUGAGAGCCUGGACCUUUCUGUUCCGCCUGGUCUGAAAAGACCCAACCGUCGCUUGCCUACGCGUCGCGAUUUUGAAUUUGUCCGUCAGUCUAUGGAUAGUGUUUCCUCUCUGGGAUUCCGCACCCACGAAUCUCUGAUGUCUGGAGGCUCAAAUUCCUCUGUUGGUGGAGAAUUAGGCGCCACAAUUCAACAGUGGCAGAUGAAUGCACUUGUAGAUUCGCUGAGCGACGAAGAGGAGGACGGCGAUGUUGACGCUGCCCUUCGUCGCUUGGAGGGUCAAAUCAAUGAAGAAAAGAGGCGUGCGAAAGAGUCCAAAGUGGAUAAAUGGGUGCAAUCCAUUCAAAAACGGCAGGCAGCUAGCAAUCCCAGCACGGAGCAUGGCCACGACUCGUCAAGUGAAGAUGAUUACGGUGAAAUCACAGGACGGCCUGGGAUCCCAGGAGAUCCAGAGGAACUUGAUAAAGAUGCGCUGUCUCAUGAUGCAUCGUCGAUAUCCGGCAAUUCAGUGGUGUCCAUGAUUCUCACUUCAAUUGACGUGCACGAUGCAGGUUUGACAGAUCAAAGUGAACCAGGUGCCCAAUCCGGCACUACUGCUCUCAACGAAGAGCAAGAGAAGGUAGUGGGACAUGCCACCCACAACGACAUAGUGGAAAGUGGUGUUGAGUCAUCGUUGCCAGGCGAUCAACCCCCUCCCAGCAACACUCCACAUCCACUUCCGGUAAUGCACGCACCGACAUCCAAUAGUUUUGUCCAUGCCAGCAGUAUGAAGCCACAUCAUUCCUUCAUCUUAGGCUGUCGGACAGAGACAUUGAUGCAACACUUCUGCAUGAUAGACCGGGAAAUUUUCCUCAGUAUUCGAUUUGAAGAAUUGAUGACACCUCUCGCGGUAGGCACAGCCCAGGAGACCAAUAUUCUUGACUGGGCACAGUUUCUUAGGGAGAGAGCGCGACUAAAGACUGAAGGGCACCAUAUGGGAUCUCUUGCAGUGGUGCGCGGACGCUUCAACCUAAUUGCCAACUUCAUAGUCUCCGAGAUUGUGCUCACACAUCCGAACGAGCGAAUACGUAUCUUCACCAAAUUCAUACGAUUAGCUUGGAAAGCCUAUGAGCUUAAAAACUUCAAUAUGCUCGUAGCUGUCAUCGCCGGCUUACGCAGCCCCUGGGCAACGAAGGCGAUGCAGCAGGCCCCCCACCGGAUGCGUCAUCAUGAUGAGCGUAUGCUAAAGGAUCUGACCGCAUGGACAUCAAGAGCGGGACAUUUCACUUAUAUUCGACGUACAAUCGAGGCUCUUACCGAAGCCAAGCCGAUCGAGGUAAACUCGCAAGACGUAUCCGUAACAAGCGUCGAUGGUCAGUCCACUCGCGGUAGAGCUGUGUCCGAGAGCAAGCCCCCGUCUGCUCCCGCAUGUAUACCCUUUUUCGGCGUCUACUUAUCGCAACUUCAGCCGUAUAUUCCUUUGCCUGACUUGGUCGACCCAACCGCGCCGCAUGAGCCCGUCGGGAUUAACCCCAUCACCAACGCUUUCGAGCCCCUCGCACAUCCAGAGGUGUUCUCUACGUUGACGCCCCUCCCCCGUUCCAUACAACUAGAGCCGCUGAUCAAUGUGCACAAGCAACGACUAGUUGCGAGUGUCGUGAGGUCAUUCGUGGCGUCACAACAUCUCGCAUCUCGAGUACAGUAUCCACUGGACAAGAAGCUGUUCCAACGCUGUCUCAAGCUGCGCGGGCUGGACACAGAGACGAUACAACGAGCCCUUGCCCUAUACUCUGAUUCAAGAUAA
Fibroporia radiculosa is the source of this 4557-nucleotide messenger RNA. RefSeq lists its product as uncharacterized. Bases 1 to 4557 code for a protein of 1518 amino acids. The transcript is spliced from 6 exons. Gene Ontology annotation, cellular component: plasma membrane. The record is from RefSeq and is a predicted model, not a curated record. NCBI's taxonomy places the organism in Eukaryota, Fungi, Basidiomycota, Agaricomycetes, Polyporales, Fibroporiaceae. Gene Ontology annotation, biological process: Ras protein signal transduction; positive regulation of GTPase activity. Gene Ontology annotation, molecular function: guanyl-nucleotide exchange factor activity.